AUGGCUGCAGACGGUCGAAAUGCGGUCGAAGUCCUACCCUCCAUCCCUGUCGGCAGGUUGCCCAACCACACACGGCAUUCUUCGUCCAGCCGGCAGACUUACACGAACUCGACUGGCUCUUCUGCUGCCAGCACGCCACGUCAGAUGCCAAUUUCGAUUGUCGACGAGAGUUUCGAAGGGAUGGAUCUGGAGAGUCAAUCACCAACAAACCCCCGUGCCGUAUACCACAAUAGGAGCCCGCCACCGAACGAAAUAGCCGAUAACUGUCGACUAUUCGAGUACUUUAGAGAGCAGAAACGUUACAUGGGACCUCACUAUGGUGAUGAUCAUGGUGGAGCUAGCAAAUUUUCUGGCUCGACUUAUCAAUCUUCGUUUCUUCAGCAUUCAGCCGGCCUAGAGGGUGUAUCUGGGGCAAAAUUCGUCGACAAACCACAGACAUACGGGCGUAUUGAAGGUUCGGGUGCGAGACAAAGACCGAGUCAGCAUUCAAAUUUUCGUGCACCGCUAUUUUCGAAGCUGGAUGGAACAGAUGGUCAGAAAAAUGAAGAGGUGCGCAAAGGUGCCCCGCGCAUAACUGAUGGCGAGCAUGGUGUGAUACGAAAAGGGAACCUCAGAGAAGAGGUUACUUGCGCAGUGCAUAGUGGCAAAAAUAAGCCCUCAAAAGAGCCAGAGCAGGGAAUGUACGCUGAUGCUCAGGCUGACCACAAUGUGCAUCGAGGCUUGAAGUCUUCUCCGGCCGCCCUCACCCUCAAUGGCGCUCUGCAGGACGAAGACGACGUUGCCCGUCAACCCUUUAUGGACACGCCCACGCCAUUUAUCCAUUCUGUCACUCGGGAAGAUCUGCGAGGGCAUGAAGGGGUGGUGCUUCCCACCGAUCGAGGUCGGCCAUCGGCAGGGUCUCGCUCUCCUGGGAUUCGCCGAGAGAUGAUGAACGAGCGACACCCGCACCCUUCGAGCGAGGCAAUCUUGUCAAACCCCUUAACUUAUGCCUCUGAUAAGAAGAACAUAUGCAGAUCUUGUCACAUGCCCGGGAACAGCUUGUCACCUCUUGUGCGGUGCAACGCAUGUCUUGCAGGCUAUCAUAGUCUGUGCGCAAGCGCAACGACCCGUCAAAGCAAGAGCCUCGAUAACUACACCUGCCAGGAGUGUUUGCCAAAUUCCAUUGCGGACAGAGGCAGCUUAGAUCGACCUUCCCUCAGAGACGAGAUUCUUCCUAGUUCUAGUCAAUCCAUUGCCCGCCACAUUGGCCAGUCUGCCGAGUUCGCCUCUGACAUGUCCUCGCAAGAACCUGCAAUCUCUUCGAAGGCAGUUGCCCAAUCCAAACGAAGCGCAGAUGAUGUUGCUGCCGCGCUUACAAUAAUUAGCAUGGCCAACUCAGCGCCCGGUCAUGGCCUCGUUUCCGAUAGUGGUAAACAAAGGUUAUCCCCACAACAUACAACCAAUGGUUCCACGUCCACCGGAGCGUUGUACAAGCAGAUUACCUGUCCUAUGUGGAAGAGAGCCUUGUGCCGCGUGAUAGAAGACCAUUGUCUAUUUGCUCAUAAAAACACUGGCCACGAUGCCCCCUAUAAUGGGGAAACAGCCAAGGACUUUACUUGUCCGGAAUGGUUGGCUAAGGAAUCAUGCACGAGACAGGAGCACGAGUGUCACUUCGCUCACGUUGACACCGGGUUAUACGUUGGAUCUGAUGGCAAUGCAUCGCUAAAACACAUCACCUGCUACUUUUGGAAGACUGCCGGCCGUUGUCCAAAGACGGAAGAUUGUCUCUAUGCCCAUGAGGACACGGGCGUGGUUCAAUGGGAGCCAGAAACAAAACAACAGCCGCCACGACCACCAGGAGAGCAGUCCCUGAAGCAGUUCAUUUGCCCUGGAUGGGAAGAGGGCUUUUGUAAAUGGGGGGACUCAUGUCCCUAUACGCAUUCAUGGACCGGCAUAUCGUGUCUAGAUCCCCGGAAGAGGGCAAAAAAUGGCACUCGCAGAUCUCGUGGUGGUGGCUUCGGAAAGACAACUCAGCCGCGCUCAAGGCGAAGAGACUUGUCAAUAACUGAUAAGUUGCCCCGGGCUGAUGGUGCCAAAGGCCAAAGGCCGACUGAAGCGGCGCUCGCCUCUCCGUCAAGGCCCGACACCGGCUUAGUAUCGGCGUCUUCUAUUACAGAGCAUGAGGUGCCGUCUUCUGUUACAGAGCAUGAGGUACCGUCUCCUGCAACAAUUGCACCAGCUGUCGUCAAGAGACGAGCUCGACGUGGCGGAUCGGCGUACUGGCACCAUCCAAGACCAGAUAGCCGACGACAGGCACCGGACCUUCCAACCGACUCCACAAACCCCCUAAAUGGUACAACAAUGGCGACCGAAGCUACAGGGCUGAGAAAAUGUGAGGGGUGCGGAAAAUCUAUUGUAGGUUCAGUCCUACGCUGCGCCCGGUGUUCCAUCAGGCACGAGGAUUUGCCACGUCCGGACCCAAUAACAAUCACGAUUUCCGACGACGAAGAUACAGAUGACCACAGACCAUCACCUCCAUCACCUCCAUCACCACCAUCACCGAUAGUGGUGACGAUUUCCGACGACGAAGACGUCCCUGAUUUAGUGGAAACUGGAACAGAACGUCCUGGUGCAAAGGCCCACGCAUCGGCUCCGCGCACUCGACCAUGUGUGAUGACCCCUAACCCUCUAAAGCGUCCCACCACAGAAGCUUCAUUGUUCAUUUCAAGAAAGCGAUUCCACUACCAACAGGAGAAGGUGAAUACGGCUAUGCAGGCUUUGCGCCAGCCGAUUAGAAACAACGAGCUCCAGGACAACGUUGAGGCCGAGACUCAAGAGGCACAUGAUGAUUCCAGUAAUCGAGCAGAGGUUCCGGACACAGUUGACCAGGCGUCAUCAAUACAGAAGCCAGCAGAAAAUGGACGUACAAUGUCCCCUCUAGGCCAGGGCGAUGACGAUCAGACUUCGAAAUCUUCGACAAAUUCCAAUGCUAUUACACAGGGCUCCCAGAUCUUAUCCCCACACCGAGAGACGUCUACUCGAAUACGUGCAAAAGGUAUGCAACAUACCAGGGCCAGUGACAAUCUGCCAGAUCCCGAGCAAGAAGCAAAACUACCCUUAAUGAUAUCGCGUACGAGCAUUGAGUUCCUCACUGUCCAGAGCGCUAACCCGAUCCCCACAGAACUUGUUGUAUCGUCUUGGAUGACGGACGAUAACUUCCCUUUGGACGAGCAUGCCCUGUUCGUCCCGGCGUCCAUCCAGGAUCACGAGGCUUCCGCAGUGACUACUGGGCUUCUCGAAGGACGACCACCUGCCGAAGGUGUCAAACUUUAUGGUAUUGCAAAAGAAAAUGCUAAUCACAGAGAAACCCCAGAAGCUGUUGAAAUUCGAGCCGAGGCACCGGCCCCAAUGGAGGAGAUUUCCAGCAGCAUGCACAACGCGUUUAACUCUGCCGUUGAGGACGAAGCGCCUGUUACGAACUCGACUCAAGACACUACUCAGACCAUCGCCAUACAGAAAGGACAGAAAGUCCAGACUGCUGGCCGUGAUGACAGUGACGAGAGGCAAGCCGAGCUCGAAGAGGUCAUUAGCGGAGGUCAGACGAAUAUCGUACCUGAGAGAACAGAAGAUGGGUCAGAUGUUCGGCUGGAGAGCUCGACCGACGCUCAAUCUCAGUUCGCUCUAGACGCAAAUCUCUCGACUCAGAGCGUGGGGGUCAUUAUUGUGAAGCGUCACAAGGCAGGCGAAGAAAGGGGAAAUGAAAAGUACAAAGUGGCAUUAGCACAGUCGCAUUCUUCGAGUCGGGGUGGGGAGAAAGCACUGGCCCCUAGUCCUCUACGUUCAAGGCCUAUAAGCGGGACAGAUGACGGGAGAAAAAGUGAAAAGUACAAAGCGGCGCCAGCACAGUCUCACCCCUCGCCUUCGCAUCUCUCGACUCCAAGUCGAAAUAAAUCAUUGGGCUCGGGUUCUACCCGUCCAAGGCCUACAAGCGGGAAAGAUAAAGAGCAGGGAAAUGAAAGGCGUGAAGCAGCGUCAGCACAAUCUCAGCCUUCGACUCCGAGUCGAAAAAAAUCACUGGGUGCUGGUUCUGCCCGUCCAGGGCCUACAAGCGGGAAAGAUAAAGGGAAGGGAAGUGAUAAGCGUGAAGCAGCGUCAGCACAAGGUCGCCCUUUGGCACAGAGUCAAAAUGAACCAUUGAGCUCUAGUCCUGCCCUUUCAAGGCCUUCGAGCAAGCCAGAUGAGCAUAUCUCAAUCACUCCACGCUUACCCUCACCCUCACCCUCACAUCCACGGCUGACAAAUGGACUCACGACAGAGAACUUUUCACCUGUGACGGAUCCAGCCACAUUUCCAUCGAAUCAAUCUGCUCCUGGGCCAAACCUGGUGACUCCUCCUGCCAACAAUACUAAGCCAACUCGUCCAGUGUCCGGCAAGAACACACAGACUAAACCCACGGAAUUUGACCAGGCCGUGGCGAUCCAGAAGUUACAAGCAAAAGGCGUUCAAUUCGAACCGGAUUCCGAGGGUGACGAACCCAGUGACCCUGAUACUCCGAAAAGACCUCCCCCUCGCAAUGCUAAGCGGCCGUGUGCAAGCAAGGCCCUGGAUUCUCGGGAUCUAUUUGACGUGGAACCUUCCUUAAAACCGGCUAGAAAGCCAAAAAAGGGAGGAUGA
Fonsecaea pedrosoi CBS 271.37 is the source of this 4653-nucleotide messenger RNA. RefSeq lists its product as uncharacterized. The record is from RefSeq and is a predicted model, not a curated record. Bases 1 to 4653 code for a protein of 1550 amino acids. NCBI's taxonomy places the organism in Eukaryota, Fungi, Ascomycota, Eurotiomycetes, Chaetothyriales, Herpotrichiellaceae. Gene Ontology annotation, molecular function: metal ion binding. The transcript is spliced from 2 exons.